AUGGGCUCGGUCGACAAGGAUUCGCGCCACCCGCCCAUCAAUGUGUUGAUAACGGGCUUUGGACCCUUCAAAAAGGACUACCCGGUCAACCCCUCCUGGGAAAUCGCCCGCUCCCUCCCGGAGUGGCUGCCGCCGGUCCGGGCCAAGGACACCAGCGCACCGACCUCAGCGUCCCAACCACCGAUCCCCCCGGUCCGCCUACUCGUCCACCCGGAGCCGGUACGGGUGAAUUACGGCGUCGUGCGCCGGCUCGUCCCGCAACUCUGGAAUCCGGAGUCACACCACCGUGAUGAUCAGCAACAGCAUGAACAGCCUGAGCAGCAGCACGUUCUUUCUGAUAGCAGCAGCAGCACCAGUAGUCGGCCGCGCAUAGACUUGGCGAUCCACAUAGGAAUGGCCGGGCCGCGGCUGUUCUACUCGAUCGAGCGGCGCGGGCACAGGGAUGGGUAUGUGAUGCGCGACGUGGAUGGGCAGGUCCCUGGCCAUGGUAGUGCUGUUGGCGGUGGCGGUGACGGUGAUCACGAUGGAGAUGAGGCGGAGGGCGAGGUGGCCGAGGAGCUGCUGACUGAUUUGGAUGUCGAGGAUGUACUCCUCCGGUGGAAGGGGCAUAGUCCCAGACAUGUAGAUUUGAGAAUAUCAGAGGAUGCGGGCCAUUAUCUGUGCGAUUUCACCUAUUUCUCGAGCCUGGCGUAUCUGUACAGGAUGGGGAUGCGGCGUAGGGUGCUGUUUUUACACGUGCCUAGCGAUGCCUCAGAGCACAGUGUUGCGCUCGGGAGGGAGCUGGUGCUGCAGUUGGUGAGGUCCAUAGUGGAGAGUGAGUUGGCGAAGGGCGGGGGGUUCAAGGUGGAGGAGAAGGAAUGCUGA
This is a messenger RNA of Canariomyces notabilis, 864 nucleotides long. Its product is annotated as peptidase C15, pyroglutamyl peptidase I-like protein. The coding region runs from base 1 to 864 and encodes 287 amino acids. The record is from RefSeq and is a predicted model, not a curated record. The transcript is spliced from 3 exons. NCBI's taxonomy places the organism in Eukaryota, Fungi, Ascomycota, Sordariomycetes, Sordariales, Chaetomiaceae.